Molecule: messenger RNA, 2167 nt
Organism: Rhinichthys klamathensis goyatoka
Lineage: Eukaryota; Metazoa; Chordata; Actinopteri; Cypriniformes; Leuciscidae
Gene: neflb
Product: neurofilament light chain b
Exons: 4
Coding region: 203-1918 (571 amino acids)
Biological process (GO): neurofilament bundle assembly
Cellular component (GO): postsynaptic intermediate filament cytoskeleton; axon; intermediate filament
Molecular function (GO): structural constituent of postsynaptic intermediate filament cytoskeleton
Source: RefSeq, a predicted model, not a curated record
UAAUCCGCCCCUCCACUCCUGAGAAACCCAUCCCAGCCCGCACUGAAAGGUAAUGGAUUCACGCUGUCAGUAAAAAGCUCUGCGUCAGAGUCUCUCCUCCUGCUAUAAAAAGCCGUGCCAGUGGCGGUACAUCCUCGCAGACCUCUCUCCACAACAGCAGCAGCACUGCGGAAACCUCUGCUCUCUUCUCUCUUCAACAACCAUGAGCUCAAUGAGUUACAACCCUUAUCUCCCGUCUGUGCAGAGGAGACGCGUGGUGGUGCGCAGCGGGACGCCCUUCGGCGGAGCAAGCAGUCGUUCUCGAUCUGUCUACUCAACCUACUCAUCCCCGUCCCGUGCCUCGGUUCUCUCCUCCUCUGCAGCUCUGCAGCGUUCAGAGCUGGACCUGAGCCAGGCUUCUCAGCUGAGCUCGGAGUUUAAAGUGGUGCGGACGCAGGAGAGGGCCCAACUCCAGGGCCUCAACGACCGCUUCGCCAGCUUCAUUGAGCGUGUGCAUGGCCUGGAGCUCCAGAACCGUUCCCUGGAGUCAGAGCUGCUCCUGCUGCGCCAGAGGCACUGCGAACCCUCCCGCCUCAGGGGUCUGUACGAGCAAGAGGCGAGGGAACUGCGCGCGGCGGUGGACGAGGCCCGUAGGGAGCGCCAAGCGGCUCAAGAAAGGCGGGACCGACUGGAAGACGCACUCAAGGACUUGCAGAGUCGCUAUGAAGAAGUAGUCCUGGCCCGUGAGGAAGCCGAAGGCCGGAUGGUGGAUGCCAGGAAGGGGGCGGACGAUGCAGCGUUGGCCAGGUCUGAGCUGGAAAAACGAGCCGAUACUCUACUGGACGAGCUGGCCUUCCUCAAGAGGCUCCAUGAAAGCGAGAUCGCUGAGCUCCAAGCCCAGGUGCAGUACAGCGCCCAGGUGUCGGUGGAGAUGGAAGUGGCCAAACCGGAUCUCUCUGUGGCUCUCCGAGACAUCCGAGGUCAGUACGAGCGCCUGGCUCAGCAGAACAUCCAGGCCGCAGAGGACUGGUUCCGCGGGAAGGUGAGCACCAUGACGGAGGACACUGCCAAACACACGGAGAACAUCCGCACCGCUAAAGACGAGGCCGGGGAGUACCGUCGCCUGCUGAAAUCUCGAGACCUGGAGAUCGAAGCAUGCCAGGGCCUGAACCAAGCUCUGGAGAGACAACUGCAAGAGGUCGAGGAGAAACAGAGCUCAGAGAUCGCUGAGCUACAGGAUAACAUCGGUGACUUGGAGAAUGAGCUAAGGUCCAUGAAGAGUGAAAUGGGCCGUUACCUUAAAGAAUAUCAGGACCUUCUCAAUGUGAAAAUGGCCUUGGACAUUGAAAUAGCUGCUUACAGGAAACUUCUGGAAGGAGAAGAAACCCGCUUCAACGUGGGCGGUAUUGGCGGUAUGUCCAGUGUGUUUUCUCCCUCCAUCGCUGCCACUCCGUCUUUCGGCCGUCCCGUGUUCUCUGUGCAGGCCAGUCUGACCUCUGGCGCCCCCUAUCUUCUGGGAACCAGAUUUAUGAGCUACUCCGCCAUUCCGGAUGAGAUUAUAGAAGCCAGUCAGAUGCAGGAAGCUGGGGCAAGUCCAGAGAAAGAAGAGGAGGAGGAGGAAGAGGAGGAGGUGGUGGAGGAAGAGGGUGAGAAGGAGGAUGAGGAGGAGGAAGAAAAAAAAGAGGAAGAGGAAAAAGAAGAGGGUGAAGAAGGAGGUGAAGAGGGAGCAGAGGAUGAAGGUGAGGAUAAGGGAGAACAGGAAGAGGAGGAAGAAAAAGAGGAAGGAGGAGAGGGUGAAGAAGGUGAUAAAGAAGAAGGGAAAGGUGAAGAAGAAGAAGAGGAGGACAAGGAUGAUACAGGAAAAGAAGAGGAGAAAAAGAAAGGAGACGACGACGAGAAAGAGAGUAAAGCUGAGAAAGGCAAGCCGAAAGAGAAGUAAACCCACUGGACCAAACCCCUGGUGCUAGCUGGAGGUGAUCAAACCUCGUUUAUCUCACACAUCUCGACAAGUUUACUGUGUCCAGCUGCUCCAUUUCACAUUCAGACGCAAACUACAAUAAUAAAUGCAACCAUAGAGAUCGCCUAAAGCCAGAGUAGCCUAUGCAUGAACACAUGCCUUAUGUUUGCGCUUGGCAGGGAAAUUGUGAUUGCAGGUUUCUUGUGUUGGUUUAAUUGAUGUUUAUUUAUU